AUGGCUCCCAAAGGCUCAGGAUCUAGGGGGGCAAAAAGUGCCAAAAAACAAAAGGGUUCCCCCUCGGAUUCUGAGGAUACGAGUCAGGCUAUGCCAGUACUCUCCCCACCUGUUAACCCAGGGGUGGCCGCCUUGGUUGAGCCAGCAGGGGGGUCUGGUGCGGAGGCUGGCCCAGAUCCUCCCAACCCGGUGUUUGUCACCAAGGAAAUGCUAGCUGUCUCCCUAGGAGGGCUAGAGAAAAGAUUGGCAGCUAUGUUCACUAAUUCUUUGCCAGGCAAGAAGCGAACUAGGUCCCCUUCGCCAAAGUGUGUAUCCUCAGAUGCUGAAGUUUUCUCUCCGGAGGAAUUAGAAUUUCAGGAGGACCUGUUGGACCAGAACCUAGAAGGUUCAGAGCUGGAGGAAUCUACUGUGGAGGAACCAUUCUCAGCCUCCCAAGCGGAGAGUUUUUCAGUGAAGUCCCAUCUUUCCACACAUCAGAGAUCUCACAGGGAGGAGAAGCCUUUUUACUGUUCUCAGUGCGGGAAAUGUUUUGCAGAGAAGUCCAAUCUUUACAGACAUCAGAGAUCUCACACGGGGGAGAAGCCUUUUUCCUGUCCUGAGUGCAGGAAAUGUUUUUUACGGAAGUCCCAUCUUUCCACACAUCAGAGAUCACACACGAGGGAGAAGCCUUUUUCCUGUUCUGAGUGUGGGAAAUGUUUUUCAGAUAAGUCCAAUCUUUCCACACAUCAGAGAUUACACACGGGGGAGAAGCCUUUUUCCUGUUCUGAGUGUGGGAAAUGUUUUUCAUUGAAGUCCGAUCUUUCCAAACAUCAGAGAUCUCACACGGGGGAGAAGCCUUUUUCCUGUUCUGAGUGCGGGAAAUGUUUUUUAGCAAAGUCCAUUCUUUCCACACAUCAGAGAUCUCACACGGGGGAGAAGCCGUAUUCCUGUCCUGAGUGCGGGAAAUGUUUUUCAAUGAAGGCCAAUCUUUCCGCACAUCAGAGAUCUCACACGGGGGAGAAGCCGUAUUCCUGUCCUGAGUGCGGGAAAUGUUUUUCACAGAAGUGCAGUCUUUCCACACAUCAGAGAAUACACACGGGGGAGAAGCCUUUUUCCUGUUCCCAGUGCGGGAAAUGUUUUUCAGUGAAGUCCAGUCUUUCCAUACAUCAGAGAUCUCACACGGGGGAGAAGCCUUUUUCCUGUUCUGAGUGCGGGAAAUGUUUUUCAGAGAAGUCCAAACUUUCCAUACAUCGGAGAUCUCACACGGGGGAGAAGCCUUUUUCCUGUCCUGAGUGUGGGAAAUGUUUUUCAGAUAAGUCCAAUCUUUCCACACAUCAGAGAUCUCACACGGGGGAGAAGACUUUUUCCUGUUCUGAGUGCGGAAAAUGUUUUUCAAAUAAGUCCAAUCUUUCCACACAUCAGAGAUCUCACACUGGGGAGAAGCCUUUUUCCUGUCCUGAGUGCGGGAAAUGUUUUUCAGAGAAGUCCAAACUUUCCAGACAUCAGAGAUCUCACACCGGGGAGAAGCCUUUUUCCUGUUCUGAGUGCGGAAAAUGUUUUUUAAUGAAUUCCAAACUUUCCAUACAUCAGAGAUCUCACACGGGGGAGAAGCCUUUUUCCUGUUCUGAGUGCGGGAAAUGUUUUUCAGAGAAGUCCAAACUUUCCAUACAUCGGAGAUCUCACACGGGGGAGAAGCCUUUUUCCUGUCCUGAGUGUGGGAAAUGUUUUUCAGAUAAGUCCAAUCUUUCCACACAUCAGAGAUCUCACACGGAGGAGAAGCCCUUUUCCUGUUCUGAGUGCGGAAAAUGUUUUUUAAUGAAGUCCAGUCUUUCCACACAUCAGAGAUCUCACACGGGGGAGAAGCCGUAUUCCUGUUCUGAGUGCGGAAAAUGUUUUUCAGAGAAGUCCAGUCUGUCCAGACAUCAGAGAUCUCACACGGGGGAGAAGCCUUUUUCCUGUUCUGAGUGUGGGAAAUGUUUUUCAAUGAAGUCCAAUCUUUCCAUACAUCAGAGAUUACACACGGGGGAGAAGCCCUUUUCCUGUUCUGUGUGUGGGAAAUGUUUUUCACAGAUGUCCUCUUUGAAGAAAGUGCCAUCACCACAAUCAAAUCUUCUUACACCCAAAAAGUGCUGCGGAAAAGGGAUGCGCAGAGCAAUUUGA
Molecule: messenger RNA, 2139 nt
Organism: Rana temporaria (common frog)
Lineage: Eukaryota; Metazoa; Chordata; Amphibia; Anura; Ranidae
Product: oocyte zinc finger protein XlCOF6-like
Exons: 4
Coding region: 1-2139 (712 amino acids)
Biological process (GO): regulation of transcription by RNA polymerase II
Molecular function (GO): DNA-binding transcription factor activity; RNA polymerase II cis-regulatory region sequence-specific DNA binding
Source: RefSeq, a predicted model, not a curated record